AUGGAUUCUCAACAGCUCAGUUCAAGUAGUGUUACAGGCAUCAAGGUGAAUAAUAAUAAUAGUUUCAGUCAAGAAAACUUAAAAGUUUUAUUAGAUAGAAUACAGAAAAUGCAAGCUGAAGGUGCCACUGAAACUAAUACAUUUAAAUUGAUCUCUCGUAAUAUACCAAUCCCACCUCAAUUAGAACAGGCAAUGCUUAAUCCAGAAUUAGUCCAAACUUUAAUUCCUAUGCAAAACGAUUUUGCUGCAAAUUAUAAUGAUUAUAUUAAUCCACAUUCUUACUACCAUAAACCUACUAACACUUAUGUAAAUGCUUUUCAUAAUCAAAAAUUAUUGGUCCCUUCUAUAACACCUAUAGGGUUUGAUCCUGUAGUUCAUGCUGUUGAACAGGAAAAGGCUUUAAAUGCUAAAAUUAAUCAAAGAAUCCUCGAGCUCAAACACGAUCUUAUGAUUAAUAAUAUUAAUAAAGUCAAAACCGAGGAUGGUUUAAAUCAUCAUCAUCAGUCACUAGAUAACUUAAAAUUGAAAGAAUACAAGAUUUUAAAUUUAAUAGCUAGGCAAAAAAAGCUUCGUAAUGAUAUUUUUUUUGCCAUGUCUAGAAAGACCAGAUUAAUUUCUACGGUUGAUCGUGCUUCUUGUAGAAAUAUGAAAAGGCCAUCAAUGAUGGAUUCUAGAAUCACUGAAAGCCUUGAAAUAGCACAAAGAGAGGAUAGAGAAAGAAAGGAAAAACAAAAACAUAUAAAUUUCUUACAAAGUAUAUGUAUUCAUGGUCGUAACUUGGCACAAUGGCAUCGUACAAAUAAUAACAAACAAUUAAAAUUGGGUCGUUCUGUGUUAAAUUAUCAUGCUCAAGUUGAGAAAGAGGAGCAGAAAAGAGCUGAGCGUAUCUCAAAAGAGCGUCUUAGAGCUUUGAAAGAUGACGAUGAGGAAGCUUAUUUGAAACUUAUAGACAAGGCUAAAGACACCAGAAUCACCCAUUUGUUAAAACAGACCAAUGCCUAUCUUGAUUCUUUGGCUCAAGCUGUUGUUGCUCAACAAAGUGAUGAGUUACACAAUGAUCCAUCUGAUGGCAAAAAAGUUGAUUAUUAUAAAGUUGCGCAUAAAAUAAGCGAAGAAGUUGAGCAACCUUCUAUUAUGGAAGGUGGCACACUCAAGGAUUAUCAAGUAAAAGGUUUACAAUGGAUGGUUUCAUUAUAUAAUAAUAGAUUAAAUGGUAUACUUGCAGAUGAAAUGGGCCUCGGAAAGACAAUUCAAACGAUAUCUUUAAUUACAUAUCUUAUUGAAAGGAAAAGGCAGAAUGGUCCAUUCUUAAUUGUAGUUCCAUUAUCAACAUUAACAAAUUGGACAAUGGAAUUUGACAAGUGGGCGCCAUUAGUUAGAAAAUGUGUUUACAAGGGAACACCAGCGGUACGCAAAGAAUUACAACAACAAUAUACCAAGCACAUCAAUUUCCAAGUUUUACUCACCACUUAUGAAUAUAUAAUCAGGGAUAAAGCUGUUUUAAGCAAAAUAAGAUGGGUUUAUGUAAUAAUAGACGAGGGACAUCGUAUGAAAAAUGUCAAUUCAAAAUUGUCAAUGAUUUUGACUAAUAAUUAUCAGUGUCGUUAUCGUUUGAUUCUUACUGGAACACCAUUACAAAAUAAUUUACCAGAGUUAUGGUCAUUGUUAAAUUUCAUAUUACCAAAAAUAUUUGACUCUGUUAAAAGUUUUGAUGAAUGGUUUAAUACACCAUUUGCAAACACAGGUGGUCAAGAUAAAAUAGCUUUAAAUGAAGAGGAAUCUUUACUUAUCAUUAGACGUCUACACAAGGUACAAUUUUAA
Molecule: messenger RNA, 1821 nt
Organism: Entrophospora candida
Lineage: Eukaryota; Fungi; Glomeromycota; Glomeromycetes; Entrophosporales; Entrophosporaceae
Source: the annotation of a GenBank genome assembly